Blepharisma stoltei is the source of this 4914-nucleotide messenger RNA. Lineage: Eukaryota; Ciliophora; Heterotrichea; Heterotrichida; Blepharismidae. The record is from the annotation of a GenBank genome assembly.
AUGGCACUUUAUAUCCUGCUUUUAACAAUUUCUGCCCUAGCAUCUAUCGAGCUCCUCGUCAUUUUUGGAGAAAAGACUCCGGAAUCCCUUAUCUCAUACUUUCAAGCCAAUUUAGUUCAAAUGAUAGGUAAUUCCAGUAUUUUUGAAAUAAUUUUUAUUCCAGCAAACUACCAAACCAAUUUUUUAUUAUACUUCAAAGGAGAUAUUCCAGUUGUAAUUGAUGCUACUUUCGAUUUUACUUUAAGCCACCGCCUAUUAUCCAUAACAGAAGAACAAGAAAUUAUAAAUUUGUUUUUGGACUCAAACUUGAUGCCAAGUGGUGCUUUUCAAUAUUAUUUACAUGUACCUUGACAAAGUCAAUUAAUUGUAACACAGCAAUUUUUAAAUUAUUUAGGUUGAAAUGAAAUUGCAGUCAUAGCUAGCAACACCAAAGACUCCAUAAGGUUUGCUGACAAAUUUUCUGAAAUUGCUGGCAGCAAGGCAAAGUUAGAAAUUCUGAUCACAGAUUCUUUCAACAACGAUAUUAGAUUAGAUUAUGAAUGGCAUUUUAAGUCCCUACUUCCAAGAGUGAUAUCUAUGCAGCCGUCAGGCUGCGUGGCGGUUCAAGCAAAUUGGAUAGACUUCCAUCUCUAUUAACUCUGAGUCUAGGCCGAAACCCCUGAUUUCUCGAUAGUGGCUGCCCUAUUGGGUCCGCAGACCGUCGCCGAUCACCAUCAUUUCCAACUCAGUCGCUUUGUCCAUAUUACGUCACUCCUGCCUCGUACUCCUAACCAGAUCGCCACAUUACGGGGCUCUUUCAACUGGAGAGACCGUCGUAUGAUUGCUGGAGUGUGCCUCCCCUUUCCCGAGGCCAUCCCUAGGAAAACUCAACCGCUUCCGCGAUUCGAGACAGACCACAGUAGCAGCUUGAGCAGGUAUGCCGCCCUGCUCCAUCUCGGGCGCCCACUGACUUGGGUCCUGCUGGAAAAAAGGAGUUGCAGGAAAUGCCCAUGGAUCUGGCCACAACCCGCGGGUCUGUGCUUAUGCCCAUCGCUACUGGGAUCUAUGUUGUUGCAGGGCCAUCCAAUUCCUAUAAAAAAAAUGCCCGAAUAUAUAUGGGUUACCGUCACUGGGAGAACGGGUCGGUCUCCAUACGCCAUUUUAUGUAUAUUCAGCAGCGAUAUAAUGAACGACAUUGCUGGUAGACUGUUCAAGCCGCAUGGUCUACAAACUUUUAUGAUAUUUUGUGACGGAGACUACAUUGAUCUUAUUAUUCACUCAUUGAUAAAUAAAAAAAUAUUAAAGACUGGAUCUGGAGUUUUAAUAUGGAGUAAAGGAAUAUGAGGAGGGAUCCAAAAUGGGCUUUUAUAUUUAGUUGAGGAAGGCCUUGAGAAUGUUAAAUCUUACGAAGAAUAUGAAGCACUCUCAAUUAAAUCCUUUACAAGCUCGUUUUUAGGAUACAUUGCUUCUCUAUCAAGCAAUAGGCAACCAUGCUUGACUAAUGAUUCCAUAAAGCAAUUUAUGAAAUCAUAUUGGUUAAACCAUGGGAAAUCUCCAAGUUUUUCGUUAGUAAAUAUAGUGAAUUCGUCCAAAAUUAUAGUCGGCUCAGCUAAAAAUAGCACGAUUACUGUUUCUACUGAUCCACUAUACCCAGGAGGCACAACUUCUAAGCCAACAGCUAAUAAAGUGUCGCUUUAUAUGUCCUUGACUACUUCAGGCAAUGAGCUUGAUGGGACCUUUAAUGCUUAUCAGCCUGUCCAAGUCCAAGGGAAUUUUUAUGCCCGGGACUGAAUAAAUAACAGCUCUCUUAUCCUUGAAAAUUUCAAUAUAAAAUUCGUCGAGAAUAGCUGUGGAACGAUGGUUUUUUUGCAUGAUCUUGACGCGAAAUGCUAUUCCCCUUUAAAAGAAAAAUUAGGCAUAGCCUUUCUUACCUCGGAUUAUGCAGCUAGUGCAAUAGGUCUAAUUUCUCUGUUUAGAGAAUGAAAUAUCUCUAUAGCACAUAUAGCUCCAGGCCCAACAAGUCCAUUACUUUCCAAUAAAACUGCUUAUCCAGAAUUCGUGAGAGUUUCCCCAAGUGGAAAUUAUAAUGCUGUUAUCAUCAUGAAGCUUUGUCAAAUUUUCGGAUGAAAAAAUGUAAAUGUCCUUUACGCAAAUUUAAGCUCGAAUAUCGCAAUGUAUCAGACAUUUGAAAGCGAGGCACAAAAAGCAGGCAUAAGAAUAGCAAAUAAUGAAGAAAAACGUAUGCUCCCAGGAAACUAUGAAAGAAGCCAAUUUGAUGACUAUAAAUAUGUUUUCCAAGAAAUUAGAGAUACGGCUGUAAGGAUAUUUAUUUCAUUUCAGACAGCAAAUUCAAAUUAUGAGUCAAUAGAAGGUCUCUAUGAUGUAGGACUAAGAAAGGGGAAUAUUGUUAUAGUUUUGCCUUCAAAAACUGGUGGGCAAGCUAUAAUACAGAAUUAUGAAUCUAAAUAUCUCCCAAAAUUAUUAGAAUUACUAUGUGGGUCUAUAAGUGUCAGUACCGUUGAGUAUAUAGGCGAUUUCGGUAUGAAAAUUAAAGACGCCAUGGCUGCAUACUGGGGAAAUUCUCCAAAUUUUAAAGCCACACAUGUUGAUCAGACUUUGCUUGCAGCUUACGGGCUUGAUUUUACAAUUAAUAAAGGAGAUGACUAUGAGGACUAUGCAGUUCUAAUGAAAAAUAUAAGGCUUCAAAGAUUUACUGGGGUUUCUGGGACUAUUGCAAUUGAUUCGACAUCAAAUGAUAGAAGUUUUAUGAUUUUAAGCAUUAAUAAUUUUUAUGCGACAAACAUCACAGGAGUUUAUGAUGAAAGCGUCCCAGGGUAUUAUAUUCCAACUUCAAGUGUUCCUAUCCAACUCACCCAGAAAAUCAUUUGGCCUGGUCCUUCAUACACUCUUCCUGUAGAUUCUUUAAAAAUAGACUCAGAAUGUCCAUUUGAUGAAUCCAGCUCAAGCACUUCUGUUAAAGGGAUUGCUGUUUUUACAACAAUUUGUUCUUUAUUAUCUCUAGUAUCAGUUUUAAUUGUUUUGUAUAUAAGAAAGCAUAAUUUAAUUAUGCCUUACCCGAAGUUAACGGAGGCAAAAGAGAUACAGUUUACAGAUACUGUAAUUAUGAUGACACUGAUUGUGGAGACUUUUCAGUAUAUUGAUAUAGGCCCGAAAUUUGAAUAUGAUCCUGUUACGGAGUAUUUAAGCAGCAUGUGCAAUGCUGAUAUCGCUAAUUUUUUUGAUAUUAAAAGUAAAGUAUAUUGGCUGGUUCUUAAUGUUGUAUUAGGGAUAGCUUGCUUUUGGCUUCUUAUGUGUGUGAUUGCAGUGUCAAAUAAUGAGACGCUGAUUCAACAUAUUUUUUUCCUUAAUUUAUCUUAUUCUAAAACUGUAUUCAGCUCAUAAUAUUAUGGUAAAAAAUUAUAAAACAAUAUUGUACAGAAAAAAGUUAGAUGGCUUUAUGAAUUAAAAGACUAUUUAAUGCCUUUAUUAGGAAAUAUGCUUUUCAUGCCGAUUAUAAAUACUUUGAUUACUGUUUCUAACUCUCUCGGUGGGGGAUCAAAAACCGAAUUUUUAGAAAAGCCAGAAAAAUGUAUAAUACUUUGAAAUAUGAGUAGUAGCUAUCAAUGGAUAAUUUCUUAAAUCUGAAUUUGAAAUUAUAGAUUUCAUAAAUCAAAUUGCAUGCUUGCUUCAAUUUUCAAAUUUAAAUUUCUAAAAUGAAAAUCUAAAAAUUAAAAAUUUCCUGCUCAAUGAGAGCCACAAAAAUUUUGGAGGGACGAGUAAGUGCUCAAAAUCAAUCGGUGAUGACCUUAGCCAAAGCUAUAUGGACAUCAACUGUAACGAGUUCUGCUGAAAAGGCACCCAUCUAGCAUAUGGUAUAGUUUGUACCUUCGCACUAAUGCUAUGCGUUCCAGUAUCUGUUAUAUAUCGGCCACUUUGAACUAAUCUUCAAGACGAGCGCAAUCAAAAUCUCCGACCUCAGCCAGAGUAUUUAAUUGUCAAGAGCGCAGCACAAGUCCUUUUUGUCACACUAAACAAAGUAGCUUCCCUUCAUGAUCCUAUCAGUCAAGGUUUUGUAUAUUUAUGCUCAUAAUAAUAAAAUGGCUACGUUCGGAAUUAGUUCUCUUCAAGAGCUAUUCCUCCCUUCGCUUUUCUUAUUAUAGGGUUGAAUACCCGCAUAGGUAUUUAUUUGGUCCAAGGGUAUUAGGAGACAUAUGAUUUUUUCUGCUUGACACACCUGAAAAGGGUGACCCUUAGACGAACACGUGAAGAGUCGAGUGUGGGCGAGAUCAGCGCGACCACUGCGGACCUUCUGAUCUGGCGGGUGCGUAUUCUGGAAUGAUUGCUAGGCAAGGUGGCUGCUGAUGUCCCCAGUUGGGAGUUAAAAAGGAUGGGCUUAUACAUGCCUAAAUCAUCCUGCUGAAGAGAGAUAGCACUUUGAAUACCUAAGUGACUAAGUAAGUAUAUUUGUGUUCAUUAAUCCUGUUUACCGUCUAUCUAAUCAAAAAACCGCCAUUUAAUUAUGAACGAAUGAGCAUGUGGCACGUUAUAGCCCUCUGUUGUGUAUCUUGAUCAAUGCUGCAAACAAGUCUUUCAUUUAUAGUAGAUGGAUGAGACAUUGGAUUUAUGAUAGUAAAAGUAAUCGGAUGGGGUAUUAUAAUUAGUUGUGGGGUUUUUUUGCAUGCUAAAAAAUUCCCUGCGCUAUUAAUAAGGCCGCCACCUCCUAAUAUUGCAAUGCUUUUUAGAUUUAUGCUAUCAUCCGCUGUAAACGUAGAUGAUAUUGGGAGAAAAAGUUUGCAUUUCGUAAAGGGAGGAAUUUAUAAGCUUAAAGAGCCACAAAUUAAUGUGAUUUCUCUGGAUAAAAGUGAAUUUGGGGAUGCUGUUGAGAAAGAUUCGACGUCGAAAAGAGAAAUUUUGGAGGAAAUAAGGCUUGACUAA